CACAAAGUGCCCGUUGCUCCCUCCACCACUUGUGAAAUUGCUCCUCGCGCAAUCUCCCUACAACACGGCACGAUACUCUCUCCUAUCACCACCCAUCCAGACUCAACCUUCACCACUUCGUUCGAUCGUAGGAGCUUCAUACCUAUUCGCUUUAAUCAACCCACCUCGCCUUUCUUUCGACGCUUUCUGGCUUCAUCCAUGCUCCCAGAUCCUACCAUAGCUUGCUAAACCCCACCCCAUUUCCACCAGCAAACUUACCGAACCGACAGCUGCAAUCAAACCGCCGUCAUGGACGGUCCGGUGCUGGUUCCCGCCAACAGUGGCCCACCCAAUCCUGUGACACCGGGAGCUAUGAUCAGUGCAUUCAAUCCCGUUGUGCUUGCUGAUUACCUCGCGGAAGUGCUUGCCGUAACUCUAGGUUCAAAGAGGUCGGAUCUUGAAGCCCCCGGAAGCUUGUUUCACAGUGACAAGUACCCCGAGACCCUACAGAAACUCUCACGAUAUGCGACGGAGCCCGUAGUGGCGCUGUAUGCUUCAAAAGAUACUCUCGAGGCUGAAGAAGCGCUCAGUGAUUCCGCUUCAUCCCACUUAGGCGUUACGUCCAUCCGCCAUGCAUACUCAAUAUCAUCCGAACUAUCGUCGUCAGCGUCGACGGUGGCCUCGGUGGCCUUCAUCAAACGGCCGAUCCCCCUCGACUCCGCCGUACCGCUACAUGUACAGCUACAGAUCAUGAAUCUUCCCGGAACACUGGCGCUCAGUGGUGGCGCGCAGGGCUCAGUGUCUCCUUUCGAAAUUCUACAUUCACUCGUACACUCGGCUCUUGCUCCGUACUUUGACGCGUACACCAAAGGACAGGAGAGUCAGAUUACCGUGCGAUCAAACCGCUACGCAGAUGCAGAGGCCAAGACAGGUGUUCCGGUGACGAAGAAGAAGCUUGCCGAACUGGAGCUGUCGUUGCUGCAUUUGCAACAGAACAUCGAUAUUCCCGAACUCUUCCUUACAUUACAUCCUGUGAUCCAGCAGGCUUUGGACGACGCUGCGGCCAAGGGCUCUCGGGCUUCUCUUGACCUGGUACCGGCAGAGUUGCUGCAAGACAGUUCGUUCCUCAACAAUCUGCAGUCGACCGUCAAUGCCUGGAUCAAAUCAAUCCAGUCUAUAACCAAAAUGUCGAGGGACACGGAGAGUGGCUCGGCUACGCAGGAGAUAAAUUUCUGGCUGUCGAUGGAGAUGGCUUUGGAAAAGAUUGAUGAGCAGCUUCGGGGAGACGGCGUCCAGCUUACCCUUGACGUCUUGAAGCAUGCAAAACGUUUUCUUGCCACCGUCAGUUUCAUUGCUGAUACGGGGCUCAAAGAAGCCACCGAUCGAGUACAAAAAUAUAACCAGCUUAUGCGGGAUUUCCCUCUUGACGAACUCUUGUCGGCCACUAGUCUGCAGAAGGUCCAAGAUGCAGUCGUUGGCAUCUUUUUGCACUUGAACAAGAAACUCCGUAUCUCGCCGUACCCAAUCCGGCGCGCGUUGCCACUGGUGGAAGCUAUAUCUGGCGACCUCGACUCGCAAUUGCACAGCCUUCUAAGCGGUCGCCGCCUCAUGCACCUCGAAUACCGCGACUUUGAGUCCCUAAUGAACGUAGCCGAGGGCAUCUUUAAAACUUGGGAUGAAAAUGUCAAAGAGUUCACUAACAUCGCGAGAGAUGUCACUCGAAAACGUUCGGAGAAGUUCAUUCCCAUCAAGAUCCAAUCCAGACAUCUUAAGACACAGGAGAGAUUGGCGUACAUCCGUGCGUUCCGACACGGCCACGAGCAGCUGCAGCGGACCAUCGCGAAUGUCUUAGGACCUCAGAGCGGAGGUCCUGCUUCGGACGCUGCGGCUGUCAUGGACGACAUAGGAGAUGUUGAUGCGGUUGAUGAAGUGGCUCAGGCUUAUGCCGUGCUCAAGGAUGUGGAUGUUCUGGACGUGUCACCCGAGGGAACUGAGAUCUGGAUUGCAGCGGAGAACGCCUACAACGAGAGGACCUCCCGAGUUGAGAAUUCCAUCAUCGCCAGACUGAGAGAUCGACUGGCGACGGCUAAGACCGCCAAUGAGAUGUUCCGGGUGUUCUCCAAAUUCAACGCGCUUUUCGUGCGGCCAAAGAUCAGGGGUGCAAUCCAAGAGUACCAAACACAGCUUAUCGACAGUGUCAAACACGACAUCGCCGCGCUACACGAGCGGUUUAAGCAGCAGUAUGGUCAUUCCGAAGCCCAUGCCAUGGCCCAGUUGCAUGAUCUUCCGCCGAUCUCGGGUGCCAUCAUCUGGGCUCGCCAGAUUGAGAGGCAGUUGGUUGCAUACAUGAAGCGUGUGGAGGAUGUCCUCGGACGAGGAUGGGAAAUGUACCAUGAAGGCCAAAAACUGUCAGGAGAGAGCCAGUCGUUCAAGAAGAAGUUGGAUACCCGGCCUAUCUUCGAUUCCUGGUUGGCCGAUGUGAACAGGCGCAAUAUCGCCAUAUCUGGGAGGUUGUUCAACAUCAAUCGUAACCGAGCUGCAGGCAACACCCUUGAGCUGGUGGUCAACUUCGACCCCCAGGUCAUUGCCCUCUUCAAGGAAGUCCGGAAUCUUACCUGGCUUAAUUACCAAGUCCCACAUGCUAUCACCAACAUUUCAAAGGAGGCGAAGCGGGUCUACCCUUAUGCUGUGAGCUUGAUGGAAACCGUCAGGACUCUGGCUCAGACAAAUCGUACUAUCUCGGAAAUGUCAGAAGUUUCGGUCCUUCUCAGUGGCUAUCAGAAUGAAGUGCAUUCCCUCAUCAUGAAGGGUGUACCGCUCAAAUGGGAAUCAUUUGUACAUUCAUAUGACCUCCAUCUCAGACAAUUGCAGUACUUGCCGAAUGGCGGUGUUGACCCUUCGACUUCCUUGGCUGGUCGGGAAAGCAGGCAUGUUCAGUUUGUUCGUGACUUCGCAGCAGCCGUCUCGAUCCUGCAGGGCAAGACCGGUUCGUUGGCCACCAUCCACGACACUAUCCAAAAAGCCAUGGCGGAACUUCGGACUUGUCCCUAUGAUAACAAUGCAUUCCAACACACCAUCGACACCAUUCAGGCGGCUGUCGAUCAGCUGAACCUCGAGAACUAUGUCAACCUGGCCCACUGGGUCGGUGAAUUGAAUCAGAAAAUCGAGAUGAUAUUCCUCACAAGGCUCCAGGAAGCCGUGGUACUGUGGAUCGACAUAUUCAAAGGGGAGAGAGAUGAUGGUGUGGACAGUGAUAUCAUCCGCAAGCGGAUCAGUCGCAUUGAGGACACUGGCAUGGAUGGAAUUGUGAGGGAUGAUGGCGCAUACAACCCCAAGAUGAAGAGGCUCGUUCACGAAAUAAGUAUUCGGAACCAAGUCAUCUAUCUUGAUCCUCCGUUGGAGUUUGCCAGGGCGAGCUGGUUCCUGCAGUUGCACCAGUGGCUCGGCGUGGUGUGCAAUCUCCACAAGCUCAAGGCCAGUCGGUAUGAAAUGAACAUUAAUAUCGAUGCCAGCGAGGUGGAGAUUUUCCAUGAAUUGCCUGCACAUUGUGCCCCAACAAUUUCCGAGGCCUACCAGGCAGUGGAGACCAAGAUCGGCGUGAUUGCAGCGUAUGUUGAGGAGUGGCUCCGCUUCCAAUCCCUCUGGGACUUGCAGUCAGAGCAGGUCUAUGACGCUCUUGGAGACAACCUUGGAAAAUGGCUCCAGCUGUUGCACGAGAUCCGCAAAUCAAGGUCCACCUUCGAUACCUCCGACGUUAGCCGGUCCUUUGGCAAUAUCAUCAUCGAUUACGAGCAAGUGCAGACCAAGGUCAAUGCGAAGUACGACCAGUGGCAACACGACAUUCUCAUCAAGUUUGCCAACAAGCUUGGAAACCGCAUGCGAGAGGCGUACGCCGAGAUUGGAAAGGCGAGAAAAGACCUGGAGGGGCAGUCCCUUGAGGCUUCAUCAACUGCACAGGCCGUGGCAUUCAUCACCGUUGUCCAACAAUCAAAAAGAAAGGUGAAGGCAUGGGCACCCGAGGUGGAGAUGUUCAAGCAGGGUGAAACAACCUUGACUAGACAACGUUAUCAAUUCCCUCAGGACUGGCUCUAUGUUGAUCAGAUUGGCGGUGAAUGGACCGCACUCAAUGAGAUUUUGGCUCGCAAGAGCAAAAUCGUACAGGACCAGACCGAUGCGCUUAGAGCGAAGAUCGUCGCCGAGGAUAGAGUUGUCGCGGACAAGAUCAAUAAUGUCGUGGCGGAGUGGAACGACCAAAAGCCCGUAUCCGGCACGAUCCAGCCCGAGGAUGCCUCCGCUACGCUCAGCACAUUCGAAACCAGGCUGACGCAGCUCAAGGCCGAGUCGGAGAUGGUCUCGAAAGCAAAGGAGGCGUUGGAUAUUGCUGCUGGUCCGGACAAUUUGUUGACAGGCAUUCUCGAGGAAGUGCAGGACUUCAAAUCCGUUUGGUCGGCGUUGUCCACCAUCUGGAAGAGCUUGAACGACCUGCGCGAUACCCUAUGGUCGAGUGUCAUUACUCGCAAGAUUCGACAGGGCCUUGAGGGUCUCAUCAACAUGACCAAGGAGAUGCCCAGCAGAAUGCGGCAAUACGCUGCUUUCGAACACAUCCAAAACGUGCUGCGGUUGCUCGUGAAGGUUAAUCCACUGUUGUCCGAUCUCAAGUCAGAAGCCGUCCGGGAGAGACAUUGGACCAAGAUCUUCAAGGCACUCAAGCCUGGACAGAGGGUAUACCUCAGCUCUCUCAACCUCGGAACCGUGUGGGACCUCAAUCUGGUAGCCAGUGAGCCCAUCAUUCGCGACAUCAUCGCACAGGCCCAGGGUGAAAUGGCGCUUGAGGAGUUCCUGAAGCAAGUCCGCGAGACCUGGACCGGUUACGUUCUUGACUUGGUCGGAUAUCAGAACAAGUGCCGCCUUAUCCGGGGAUGGGACGAUCUGUUUGCGAAGUGCAGCGAGAACCUCAACUCCCUUCAGGCUAUGAGACACUCUCCCUACUACAAGGAGUUCGAAGACGAGGCAUCUUCUUGGGAGGAUAAACUCAAUAGGGUACAUGUGCUCUUCGACAUCUGGAUCGAUGUUCAGAGACAAUGGGUUUACCUUGAGGGAGUUUUUACCGGUAAUGCCGAUAUCAAACAUCUUUUGCCCAUCGAGUCGUCACGAUUCCAGAAUAUCAACUCGGAGUUCUUCACAGUUAUGAAGAAGGUGUACAAGUCGCCGUACGUCCUCGAUGUCCUCAACAUCUCUGGUGUGCAAAAGUCUUUGGAGCGACUCGCAGAGUUAUUGAACAAGAUCCAGAAGGCGUUGGGAGAAUACUUGGAGAAGGAGAGGGUUUCGUUCCCGCGGUUCUACUUUGUCGGUGAUGAAGAUUUGCUCGAGAUCAUCGGAAACAGUAAUGACUCGGUGCGGAUCCAAAAGCAUUUCAAGAAGAUGUUCGCCGGUCUGUCUGGCUUAGUUCUUGACGAUGACUCGACGAUCGUUGCCUUCACCUCCAAGGAGGGCGAAGAGGUCCGUUUGAAGAAGGAAAUCUCUUUGAUCAAGACUCCGAAGAUUAACGACUGGUUAACGGCACUGGAGACGAACAUGAAGUUGACCCUCGCCGAGCUUCUAUGUGAGGCAGUCACGGAAUUCAAGGCGAUAUUUGCUGCCAAGGACCUCGACAUGGUCGCGUUCAAGGAGCACAUUACCAAGUUCCCGGCCCAGAUCGUGGUGCUGGCGACGCAGGUUGUUUGGACGACAGUGGUGGAGAAGGUGUUGGAGGAGGGUGGAUCGGGGUUGCAGUUUUUGUACGAGCAGGAGGUUAAGGUCCUCACCCUGCUGGCUUCCAUGGUCCUGGGUGAUAUGGAGGCUAUUCAACGAAAGAAGUGCGAGCAUCUCAUCACGGAGUUUGUACACCAACGCGACUGCAUUCAGAGACUGGCUGCCAAAUCGGCUUCUACCGCGCAAGAUCAUCUCUGGCUUUUGCAGAUGAGGUAUCAUUACUCGGAUGAAGGGGACUUCAUCAAUCGCCUCUGUAUCCGAAUGGCAAAUGCCGAACUGGACUACGGCUUCGAAUACCUGGGUGUACCUGAGAGAUUGGUCCGCACACCACUAACCGACCGCUGUUUCUUGACUUUGACGCAGGCGCUAUGCCAGCGACUCGGAGGAUCUCCAUAUGGUCCCGCCGGAACAGGAAAGACCGAAUCAGUCAAGGCGUUGGGUGUUCAGCUCGGAAGGUUUACGCUGGUGUUCUGUUGUGACGACACGUUUGAUUUCCAGGCGAUGGGGAGGAUCUUUUUGGGUAUUUGUCAGGUUGGUGCUUGGGGUUGUUUCGACGAGUUCAAUCGUCUGGAGGAGAGGAUUCUGUCCGCCGUUUCCCAACAGGUUCAGAACAUCCAAAUUGGACUCAAGAAGAAUAUCGAGAAUCCGGAUGCGCAGAUCGAGAUGGUUGGUAGACAGUUGAAGGUGCACAAAAACACGGGUAUCUUCAUCACCAUGAAUCCUGGAUAUGCCGGCCGUUCGAACUUGCCGGACAAUUUGAAGAAACUUUUCCGAAGUGUAGCCAUGUCCAAGCCGGACAAAGAGCUCAUCACGGAAGUCAUGCUAUACUCCCAGGGAUUCAUCCAGGCCAAGGAGUUGGCCAAAUCCACAGUACCGUUCUUCGACUCGUGUGCUCUCCGACUGUCAAAGCAAGCCCACUACGAUUUCGGCCUGCGAGCUCUCAAGAGUGUGCUGGUCAGUUCCGGUGGUCUCAAGCGUGCAAAGAUUACGGAUGCUGGUGACAACGCUAGUGACGUCAAGUGGGAGGCGCAAAUCAUUGUUCAGAGUUUGAGGGAGACCAUUGCUCCUAAGUUGAUCCGGAGUGAUGUUGAGAUUAUGAAGGAGAUCGAACGCGAGGCAUUCCCGGGCGUGGAGUAUGUGCCAGGAAACAUGAGCAAGCUGGAAGACGCCAUCAAGAAGAUAGCCGCGGAACAGAAUUUCGUCGUCACCGAUACCUGGAUGACCAAGAUCCUUCAGCUCUACCAGAUUCAGAACAUUCAUCACGGUGUUAUGAUGGUCGGAAACUCCGGAUCUGGAAAGUCUGGUGCUUGGAAAGUUCUCCUACAGGCUCUGCAACAGGUCGAGGGGCAGGAAGGUGUCCAUCAUGUCAUCGAUCCUAAGGUCAUGUCAAAGGAGGCGUUGUACGGAAGUUUGGACUCCACAACAAGAGAAUGGACCGACGGUCUAUUUACCAGUAUCCUCCGGAAGAUCGUCGACAACCUCCGUGGAGAGGAUACGAAGAGACACUGGAUUGUAUUUGACGGUGAUGUAGACCCCGAAUGGGUAGAGAACUUGAACAGUGUUUUGGACGACAACAAGCUCCUCACACUGCCUAACGGAGAACGUUUGAACCUGCCUACGAAUGUGCGGAUCAUGUUCGAAGUCGAAACACUCAAGUAUGCGACGUUGGCCACUGUCAGUCGAUGCGGUAUGGUGUGGUUCAGCGAGGACACCGUCACCUCCGAUAUGAUGGUCACGAACUACCUAAAGUCUCUCCGCACCGUUGCGUUCGAGGAUCUUGACGAGGACAACACUGUCAAUGCUGGACAAAUCUCGGCCAAGGCACUUCAGACCCAAGGACAAAUGGCAAAACUGCUCACGCAUCUACUCCAGAGUGGUGGCUUUAUCAUCAAUGCCCUCAACGAAGCGCGGAAGUACAACCACAUCAUGGAAUUUACGGAUGUUCGCGCACUGAACACUCUCUUCUCACUGCUGAAUAAAGUCGGCCGCACCAUGAUUGAGUACAACAUCCAGCACGUGGACUUUCCCCUGGAGGAUGAGCAGAUCGAGGCUUUCGUUUCCAAGAAGCUUCUGACUGCUCUAGUCUGGAGUUUCACGGGUGACUGUCCCCUAGUUGAUCGUGAAGCCUUCGGCCAGUAUGUGAGCGGACAGUCAACCGUAGACCAACCCCCAGUCUUCGAAGGUGGCUCGCUCAUCGACUACGACGUGACUAUACCCAAGGCCGAAUGGAGCAGGUGGCAAGACCAGGUUCCCAACAUCGAGGUUAACACGCACUCUGUUACCCAGACGGAUGUCGUCAUUCCUACUCUCGACACGAUUCGCCACGAGGAGAUCCUGUACUCUUGGUUGGCAGAGCACAAACCUCUUCUGCUUUGUGGUCCGCCUGGUUCGGGUAAGACGAUGACGCUGUUCAGUGCCCUUAGGAAGUUGCCGAACAUGGAGGUUGUCGGUCUCAAUUUCUCGAGUGCUACCACACCGGAUCUCUUGAUCAAGACUUUCGAGCAAUACUGCGAGUACAAGAAGACACUGAAUGGUGUUGUCAUGUCUCCCAACCAAAUUGGAAGAUGGCUGGUGCUGUUCUGUGACGAAAUCAACUUGCCCGCCCCGGAUAAGUACGGCACACAGCGAGCCAUCUCUUUCCUCAGACAGUUGGUUGAGCAGAAUGGUUUCUGGAGAACCUCGGACAAGACAUGGGUUACUCUGGACCGGAUUCAGUUCGUCGGAGCGUGUAAUCCCCCGACAGAUGCCGGACGUACACCUAUGGGACUUCGUUUCCUGCGGCAGUGCCCGCUUAUCAUGGUCGAUUACCCCGGAGAACAAUCCCUCAACCAGAUCUACGGAACGUUCAACAGUGCUGUUCUAAAGAUCAUCCCAACGCUUCGCGGUUACUCUGAGCCUCUUACCAAGGCAAUGGUGCAGUUCUAUCUUGAGUCUCAGAAACGGUUUACCCCUAAGAUUCAGCCUCACUACGUCUAUUCUCCUCGUGAGUUGACUAGAUGGGUUCGUGGAUUGUACGAGGCGAUUCGUCCAUUGGAGACCUUGUCGGUGGAAGGACUUGUUAGGAUCUGGGCUCACGAGGCCCUGAGACUGUUCGAAGAUAGGCUUGUUGGCGAGGAUGAGAGGAAGUGGACGGAUGACGCAGCUCGUCGGAUUGCUCUAGAGCAUUUCCCCAACAUUGACGAAGAAAAGGCGCUCAAGGGUCCCAUCCUAUACUCGAACUGGCUAUCCAAGAACUACGUACCAGUCGACCGCGAGCAACUCAGAGACUUCGCGAAGGCCCGCCUGAAGACUUUCUGCGAGGAAGAAGUGGAUGUGCCACUCAUUCUGUUCAACGAUGUCCUGGAGCACGUUCUGAGAAUCGAUCGUGUAUUCCGUCAACCCCAAGGUCAUUUGAUUCUGAUCGGAGUCAGUGGAUCCGGAAAGACUACUCUAUCACGCUUUGUUGCUUGGAUGAACGGAUUGAAGGUUUUCCAGAUCAAGGUCCAUGGUAGAUAUUCCGCCGAAGAUUUCGACGACGAUUUGCGAGAUGUUCUGCGCCGAUGUGGAUGCAAGGGCGAAAAGAUAUGCUUCAUCAUGGACGAGUCGAACGUUCUGGACUCCGGUUUCCUCGAGAGGAUGAACACGCUACUUGCCAACGCCGAGGUUCCUGGUCUUUUCGAGGGUGAUGAAUUCGCUGCUCUGAUGACUGCCUGCAAGGAGGGAGCCCAACGACAAGGUCUUCUGUUGGAUUCUCAGGAAGAAUUGUACAAGUGGUUCACCCAGCAGAUCGUCAAGAACCUACACGUAGUGUUCACGAUGAAUCCUCCCGAAGAUGGUCUCUCGUCCAAAGCAGCUACGUCUCCGGCGUUGUUCAAUCGUUGUGUUCUCAACUGGUUCGGAGAUUGGUCGGACCAGGCGUUCUACCAAGUUGGUUCGGAGCUCACCCAAUCACUCGACCUGGAUCGUCCAUCGUACCAUGCACCCGACACCAUUCCCGUGGCCUACAGAGAGCUUCCAUUACCCCCGACUCAUCGCGAGGCCGUCGUCAAUGCGAUGGUGUACAUCCAUUACUCGCUCCACAGGUUCAACGCGAAGCUUCGGAAGCAGCAGGGAAAGGUUACGUUCCUUACCCCACGUCAUUUCCUGGACUUCGUAGCGCAGUAUGUCAAGCUCUACAACGAGAAGCGCGAAGAUCUGGAAGAACAGCAGCGUCACUUGAACGUGGGUCUGGAGAAGUUAAAGGAUACCGUCGACAAGGUUCGGGAUCUCCGUGUCAGUCUGGCGCAAAAGCAAGGCCAGCUCGAGAAGAAGAGUGCCGAGGCGAAUGAGAAGCUGCAGCGCAUGGUCGCCGACCAGCAAGAGACCGAGAAAAAGAGGGCCGCAUCACUCGAGGUCCAGGCUGCACUGGAGAUCCAGGAGAGGGUAGUGGCAGAGCGGAAGGAGGUUGUGUUGGACGACCUUGCCAGGGCAGAACCUGCUGUCGCGGAGGCUCAGCGCAGUGUCAAGAACAUCAAGAAGACACAUCUUACUGAAGUCAGGGUCAUGGGCAAGCCUCCUAUCAACGUCCAACUCGCCAUGCAGUCUGUCUGCACUCUGCUCGGCCACAAGGUCAACGUUUGGGGCGAUGUUCAGGCUAUCAUCCGUCGCGAGGACUUCAUCUCUAGUAUCGUCAACUUUGAUAACGAGAAGCAGAUGACCAAGAAACUUCGGCAGCAGAUGCAAACCCAGUACCUGUCAAACCCAUCGUACAACUUCGAGGCGAUGAACCGCGCUUCCCAGGCCUGUGGGCCUUUGGUGCAGUGGGUGGAGGCGCAAGUCAACUACUCUGAGAUCCUCGAUCGUGUUGGGCCGUUGCGUGACGAGGUUACCCAGCUCGAGGAACAGGCUCUCCGGACCAAGGCCGAGGCGAAGGCCAUGCAGGACACCAUUUUCGAACUGGAGAACAGUAUUGGACGGUACAAGGAGGAAUACGCGGCGCUUAUCAGUGAGACUCAAGCUCUCAAGACGGAGAUGAAGCGCGUGCAGUUCAAGGUCGACCGCAGCGUGAAGCUCCUUGACAGUUUGUCAUCCGAGAGAGUCCGUUGGGACGAGGGAAGUAAGUCGUUCGAGACCCAGAUCGGUACGCUUGUUGGCGACGUUCUGGUCUCUGCUGCUUUCCUUGCGUACAGUGGCCUCUACGAUCAGCAGUACCGAAAAGCCAUGACCGACGACUGGCUCAACCACCUCCACCUUGCUGGCAUCAAAUUCAAGCAACACAAUGCUGUGACCGAGUACCUGUCGACUGCAGAUCAGCGUCUGGCAUGGCAAGAGAACGGACUACCUGUGGACGAUCUUUGCACCGAGAAUGCUAUCGUUCUGAACCGGUUCAACCGUUAUCCUCUCAUUAUCGACCCGUCGGGUAGAGCUACAGAGUAUCUGGCGAACGAAAAUAAGGAAAGGCGUCUCACCAUCACGAGUUUCCUCGAUGACUCCUUCACGAAGCAAUUGGAAAGUUCGCUGCGUUUCGGAAACCCCAUUCUCAUUCAAGACGCCGAGCAUCUGGACCCGAUCCUAAACCAUGUUCUCAACAAGGAGUACCAGAAGACAGGAGGGCGUGUUUUGAUCCAGCUAGGAAAGCAGGAGAUUGAUUUCUCGCCGUCAUUCCGUCUCUUCUUAUCGACUCGGGAUCCCUCCGCUUCGUUUGCUCCCGAUGUGUGUAGUAGGACGACGUUCGUCAACUUUACAGUCACCCAGAGCAGCUUGCAGACUCAGUCCCUCAACCAGGUCUUGAAGUUUGAACGCCCGGACGUUGAUCUGCGCAGAACGAACCUCAUGAAGCUGCAGGGCGAAUUCAAGCUCCACUUGCGACAGCUCGAGAAGAGGUUGCUCCAGGCGCUGAACGAGUCCAGAGGAAAUAUCCUUGACGACGAUCGGGUCAUUGACACCCUGGAGACUCUCAAGACCGAGGCUGCGGAAGUCUCACGAAAGAUGCAGGAGACUGACGGCGUCAUGACGGAGGUUGAAACAAUCACCAAGCAGUACCAGAUCAUUGCGAAGGCUUGCAGUUCGGUGUUUGCUGUUCUUGAGCAACUUCACCACCUGAACCACUUCUACCAGUUCUCUCUGCAGUUCUUCCUUGACAUCUUCCAUUCGGUUCUACACGAUAAUAAGAAGCUGGACGCUGAAAAGGAUUACAACCGUCGUGUGGACAUUAUCCUGCGCGAUCUUUACAUUACAGCCUACCAGCGCACUUCGAUUGGUCUUCUCCAAAAGGAUCGAGUCACUCUAGCCAUGCUUCUCGCUAAGGCGUCUACGUACGAGAUUGAUCAGUCGUUGAUUGACAGGAUCUUAGACGAGCAGAUGCCUGGAGUCGACGUGUCGACUGAGACUGAGCGUAGAGAUGAGGUCAUGGUCCGUGCUUCACUGCUUCCAAUCUUCAAGGACAGGCUCCAGGACGUGAACACCGCGGCGUGGGAUAGAUUCCUGGAAGAGGAAAAUGCGGAAGAAUAUGUGCCGGUUAUCUGGGACGACAAACUUCCAAACAUCGAACAGCAGCUGCACAAGCUUCUCGUCAUCAAGCUCUUCAGGCUGGACCGUUUCGUCCCCGCGGCCGAGCAGUUCGUUGCCGUGGUAUUCGGAAAGGACAUUCUCGACACCACUGGAGACUUGAAGGAGGUUGUUUCUCAGGUGUCUUCCGCUACUCCCAUUGCUCUCGCCUCAUCCCCCGGAUUCGACGCGAGUUACAAGGUUGAAGGACUGGUGGAACAAAUGCGCGUCAACUGUACAAACAUUGCCAUGGGUUCCGCAGAGGGUGUCACUGCAGCCGACAAGGCCGUCAGUAACGCUGCCUCGUCCGGAUCCUGGGUCUUGGUCAAGAACGUUCAUCUCACUCCUACUUGGCUUCAGUCACUGGAGAAGCGUCUCGAUGCUUUACGGCCGCAUCCGAACUUCAGGCUAUUCCUGUCGAUGGAAACCUCGCCAAAGAUUCCUAUCAACCUCCUACGUACGUCUCGUGUUCUCAUGUACGAGCAGCCUGCCGGUGUCAGGGCGAAUAUGAAGGACUCUAUGUCUUCACUGUCGACCCGACCUACGAAACAGCAGCCUGCCGAAAAGGCUCGUGUUUACUUGUUGCUCUCGUUCCUGCACGCUGUGGUUCAAGAGAGACUUCGAUACGUGCCAAAUCUGGGUUGGAAAGGCUUCUGGGAGUUCAAUGACAGUGAUUACGAGUGUUCGGCAUACAUCAUCGAUACGUGGGUUGAUCAAGCUGCACUAGGACGGACAAAUAUCGCACCUAGCAAGCUUCCUUGGGAAAUGAUCCGCACAUUAAUCACCGAAACAUACGGAGGAAAAAUUGACGAUGAAGGCGAUUUCGCGAAACUCCGGUCUCUAGUGCACUCGUUCUUCACUCCGGAUGCUUUCAACUCGGACUUCAAGUUAGCCGAUACCGAGACUCCACUAUAUGCGCCCGAGGGCGUCGGCAUGGCGGAGUUUAUGCGGUGGGUCAAUGCUCUGCCAGAGAGAGAGCCACCCACGUAUCUCGGCUUGCCGGCGAACGCGGAGAAGUUGUUGCUCGUCGAUCACGGAAAUGUCAUGAUCCGGAAUUUGGAGACCGUUACCGGGAUGUUGGAGGAAGGAGAGACCAUGGCGAAUGCGGCGUGAGGCGGUGCGUUUGAUGCGAGAAAGGGGCAGAGUGUGGCGUGGUAAUUCGGAAAGGGUUUCUUGUGCGGAGUAGUGGGCUGUUGGGCUCUGGUCGCUUGCUUUUGGUUCGGGUAGUUUUGUGCCGUUGCUUCUACUUCAUUUCUUUCUCAUUCGUUUUCUCGUUGCGGAUGUACAUCUCUUGCUGUAAUUUCUUCACACCUUGGAGCUCGGCUGUAGGCACAGUAGACUUUCAAAUGGAACAAUUUCAGCUUGUAACUACCUCA
Molecule: messenger RNA, 13610 nt
Organism: Tricharina praecox
Lineage: Eukaryota; Fungi; Ascomycota; Pezizomycetes; Pezizales; Pyronemataceae
Product: dynein heavy chain, N-terminal region 1-domain-containing protein
Exons: 9
Coding region: 289-13347 (4352 amino acids)
Biological process (GO): microtubule-based movement
Cellular component (GO): dynein complex
Molecular function (GO): dynein intermediate chain binding; ATP binding; dynein light intermediate chain binding
Source: RefSeq, a predicted model, not a curated record